GUUCGUGGGUAAAAUGGCCGAGAGAGCUUGUGUGAAGCGCCUACAGCGCGAAUUCAAGGCGCUGUGCAAGGAACCAGUGCCGCAUGUCGUCGCCAAGCCGUCGCCGAGCGACAUUCUGGAAUGGCAUUAUGUGCUCGAGGGUAGUCAAGGGACUCCAUUCGAAGGGGGUUUCUACCAUGGCAAGCUUAAAUUUCCUCCAGAGUAUCCUUACAAGCCGCCUGGAAUAAGUAUGAUCACUCCAAAUGGUCGCUUUGCAACCCAGAAGAGGCUGUGCAUGUCCAUGAGUGACUUUCAUCCAGAGACUUGGAAUCCAAUGUGGUCAGUUUCAAGUAUUCUUACGGGAUUGCUGUCCUUCAUGAUGGAUAAUUCUCCCACGACUGGAAGUUUAACCACAAGCGACGAGGAGAAACGGCGCCUCGCUCGAUCAUCGCUUGCUUUCAAUUGUCAAAAUGUGACGUUCAGAAAAAUGUUUCCAGAGUACAUCCAAAAACAGGCCGAGAUGCAGACGCUUUGCGAGCAAAAAUCAGAGCAACAGCCCGUCAACAAGCCCGGCGAGCCGGAAAACACAGUGGCAGAGAAUCGACGCAACAAGGAUCACAACAGGCAUUUCAUGUUCCCAGGUUGGCUCGGGGCAAUUCUGUUAGCUCUCUUGUGUAGUAUAAUGGCGUUGCCGCUGCUUUCAUUGGAUCUAACCAAGCAGUGAUGGGAAGUUCUUCGUGUGGGAUUUUUCUUCGCGAGCAAAGGGUCUGAUUUUCAUAUAAUCUGCCAGUGUUGUUCUAAAGCAUUACAAAUCCGUCCUAUGCAGCACGCUGCACUCAAAGGAUACUCUGACACUGCACAGUUUCAUGCUUGUAAUGAAAGGAAAAGAAAGAUUUUUUAAGCUCUUUA
Molecule: messenger RNA, 888 nt
Organism: Selaginella moellendorffii
Lineage: Eukaryota; Viridiplantae; Streptophyta; Lycopodiopsida; Selaginellales; Selaginellaceae
Product: probable ubiquitin-conjugating enzyme E2 33
Exons: 9
Coding region: 14-703 (229 amino acids)
Source: RefSeq, a predicted model, not a curated record